This is a messenger RNA of Mus pahari (shrew mouse), 594 nucleotides long. RefSeq names its product BPI fold-containing family A member 2-like. Bases 1 to 594 code for a protein of 197 amino acids. The transcript is spliced from 5 exons. NCBI's taxonomy places the organism in Eukaryota, Metazoa, Chordata, Mammalia, Rodentia, Muridae. Gene Ontology annotation, molecular function: lipid binding. The record is from RefSeq and is a predicted model, not a curated record.
AUGUUCCAACUUGGGACCCUUGUUGUCUUGUGUGGCCUGCUCAUUCCGAACUCAGGAUCACCUUUGGGUAUCCUUCAAAAUCUAGACCUAUAUGUAGAGUCAGAUUGGUCAGAAGUUAAGGCCAGACUUCUAGAAGCUUUGAGCAGUGUGGCUUUUGACAGAUUAACGGACUUGUUAUCUCAGAAGGGGGUAGGGUUGGAAAUCAAGGAUCUCAAAAUUUUAGACCUGAAGCAUGACCAGUCUUCCAAUGGUGAUGAAAUGAUCCUGAAGGUCCCCCUGGUUCUUGAUGCAGUUCUGUCUCUGCCAUUACCUGAUUCGACUCCUGAUGUCUCUGUUUCUAUGGAGAUGUUAUCUUCACUUGCUGUUCAAAAAGAUGCCAAGAUUGGCCAUAAUGUCCUGGUCAUGAAGGAAUGCUCAACUAGUCGAGACAAAAUCUCCAUUGACUUGUUGAACAUCUGUGUCAGUGUGCCUAGUGCCUGCGAAGAUGUGAACACUACAUUCACCUGCAGGUGGGAAGCAGUUGGAGAAUUAAAAGACAUCAUGGACUCUGCUUGUCCUGAAUUACUUGCUGCUGUUGGAAAAAUUCUGCAGUGA